This is a messenger RNA of Micropterus dolomieu (smallmouth bass), 2498 nucleotides long. RefSeq lists its product as uncharacterized. Bases 334 to 1074 code for a protein of 246 amino acids. The record is from RefSeq and is a predicted model, not a curated record. Lineage: Eukaryota; Metazoa; Chordata; Actinopteri; Centrarchiformes; Centrarchidae. The transcript has 5 exons. Gene Ontology annotation, molecular function: peroxiredoxin activity.
UCUGGACUGUUGACAUCUGACAUACGCUGCCACGAUUAUAACAAUAUACAAUGAUAGCCUACAUAGGAUUCUAAUAUAGCCCACCACACAUCUAGGUUAACAGUAACUGAACAAGAAUGACGGGUGACUGAAAGAUGGAAAUACUUAUAAAUAACGUGUUUUAAUUGGACGAAAUCAGCAGAGUAAGUAAAGUCGCCACCACACAAGCCAUUUGCCCGACUUCCUUAAUUAUUCUGAGAAGACUGGAAACUAUCCACGCUGAUUGCUGGUGCUGACACUCCCUCCCGGCUGCUCUCCUGCACUUUCCAGGCUAUUUCUCUCCAGCUGACAGACAUGGCGAGUAACCUCGUCUCAAAGAUAUUUCGUCCACCUGUGUUCACGAAGCUUGCGUCUCUCCGCUCGGGCUGCGUGUUUCGGGAGAAGGCGGCGGCGGGGUGGACCAGACGUUUCUCCAGCGAUCCGCCACCGGAUAACAUCAGCCGCUAUCCCAUACCUUACAUGAAGGACCUUCCUUAUGAUAUAGUGGAGCUUAUGGAGGAAGUUGAGUCAAAGGGGGGCUUUUUGCCCAAUGUCUUCAAAGUCCUCUCUCACAGACCAGCAGAGUUCAGAGCUUUCUUCGCAUACUACAAUGAACUAAUGAACAAAGAGACAGGCAGAUUAACCAAGGCAGACCGGGAGCUGAUUGUGGUGGCUACCAGUAUCCACAACAAGUGUCUUUACUGUGUGGUUUCCCACAGUGCACUGCACCGCAUCUACUCAAAGAAACCCACUCUUUCCGAUCAGGUCAUUGUAAACUAUGAGAAUGCAGAGCUGUCGUCCCGAGAGCGCGCCAUGCUGGACUUUGCGAUGUCUGUGUGUCGCUGCGACACCAUCACAGAGGAGCAUUUCCGGUCUUUGGAGGAAGUGGGCUUUGACCGUGAGGAUGCCUGGGACAUCGCUGCCAUUGCAGCUUUCUUUGCCAUGUCCAACCGUCUCGCCCACCUCACCGACAUGAGGCCAAAUUUAGAAUUUUAUAAUAUGGGCCGUGUACUGCGGGACAAGAGCAAGGACAGAGAGCAAGUGAAAAAGGAGUAGUGUUACAGACAAGACUAUCAGAGGUCAAAGGCCAAAUGUGACACUACAGUUAAAAGUGUCUCUGUUCUGCUUUUUUCCUUUUCUGUCUCCCUCUAAUGUGAACAAUCAGAUGUUUUCUAAUUGAUGUUGACAUGAGUUGCAGUAUCACAUUUACAGCUAUGCAACUAUAAAGCAACCAAAUUGGGACGCUAACACUGGAAUUAGUUAUACAGGCAUUUAUAAAUGAGAUGUUCUUCGCAAUUGAAGCCAUCCAGUUUGAACAUAGCCUGCAUAAUUGAUGAUUUUGUAAAGCUCCUUGAGUUUUCUUUAUAAUCCUUACAUGUGCAGAUGUAUAGUGUAUGGGAAUGACUCCGCCUACCUACUACCUUCCUGUGUGUUUGCUGUUGGGGCAGACAUGAUUUUAUUGGUGACAUAAAGGGUAACUUUGGUAUUUUUUAUUUUUUGUUUAUACAUGACUAAUUGGGACAACAUUUUUUUUCAAGGAGUUGCUGGUCUACAUCUUCCUCCGUCGAUUAGUUUUUAGUCAUUGUGUGAGUUUUUUGUUUUUACACGGAUCAAGGCAGCAGUAGACCAGAGAGGUAAAAUUACCAUUUUUGUUACGGGAGUCUGGUGGCUUUAACAAGAGCGAUAUAGCGACUGUUUCUGAUUAAACAAUAAGGAUCUUACCUUCUACUGUCUAAAAAGGUCUAUCUCUGUAGAGAUCCUUUCCAUAAUGUUGUCAGACACUUGAGCCUGUCAGCGGCAAAAACAAACACUUUAGUGGACACACUUUAACAGAGCGCAAUUGACCGCAAGGAUUAUGAUGCAGCGCACUUGCUCAAUACUAGACUAAUUUCAAAAAAUGUUGUCCGAAUUAAUUACAUAGACACAAAAAGAUGGGAAAAUGGGAUACUGAAAUACCAAAUGAAAUGGUCGGGCUUGUUACAGUCCUGCAACAGCCACAGAUACCAGAUUCUUUUCAUUUUUGUGUCGGAGCAUUUAUUUAUUGCUGUCGGGUUGUGAAGAGAAUGAAAGAACAAAUUUAACAAAAAUGCUUCUGAAAUAAAUUGCGUACCCCAGCUUUAACCUAAGUCAUUUGCCAUUGUGUCUAUCUGUUGUCAUUAUGUCUACUUAUUUGCCUUUUAGGAUUUUAGGUGGUUCUGUUUGAAAAUCAUUUUUGGGGCUAGUUGUUCAUUACAUUAACACAGUUUCAUAGUUGUCUUUUAACUCAUAUGAACAGGGUUGUUUUUUUUAUCUCCAUGUUCACAAGCUGAAGUGUUCUGUGUUAUGAUGUGUUGUUGAAUGCAUUUUUACUGCCCCUACCACCAAGAGUGCAAAUAGGCUACUUUACUGUUCACAACAAUGUAAGAUUGUGUUCUAAAGUUUUAAAAUUGCUUUUCUAUGCCUUCCCUUAUCUUCUAAAUAAACAAUAGUUUACUUGCUAA